CCACUUAUGAAGAUGGUUGGGUCCAUAUGUGAAUGACACCUAUAGGGUGCCUUGAAGCUAAAGCAUGUAUGAGUGUUCUACGGGUAUGGGGUCUUGAUUGACCUACUUCUGAAUCACACGAAGUCUAGAUAGACAGACCACAACAAGUUGAACAACACAGCUCGGGACGAAAGAGACACGAUGGCAGCAAACAGCUACACCGGGACUUGGACGCUGGAUUCGUCGGACAACUUCGACGAAUUCAUGAGGGCCAUAGGUGUUGGCGAAGAGAUGAGAAAGAUCGGCAACGCCGCCAAGCCGACGUUUGAGAUACUGCAGGACAGCGACAGGUUCACCUGGACCACAGUCACGGAGGUGGGGGAGCACACCAACUCCUUCACUAUCGACAAACAGGUGGAGGAGAUAGUCAUGGACGGUACCAAGAAAAUGGUUUUGACUGUAGGUGACGUCAUCUGCACACGGCAGUACAAGAGACAAAAUUGA
Branchiostoma floridae (Florida lancelet) is the source of this 483-nucleotide messenger RNA. RefSeq names its product sodium/calcium exchanger regulatory protein 1-like. Lineage: Eukaryota; Metazoa; Chordata; Leptocardii; Amphioxiformes; Branchiostomatidae. The transcript is spliced from 3 exons. Gene Ontology annotation, cellular component: cytosol; nucleus. The record is from RefSeq and is a predicted model, not a curated record. Gene Ontology annotation, biological process: fatty acid transport. Gene Ontology annotation, molecular function: fatty acid binding. The coding region runs from base 181 to 483 and encodes 100 amino acids.